This is a messenger RNA of Durio zibethinus, 3453 nucleotides long. RefSeq names its product Pentatricopeptide repeat (PPR) superfamily protein (gene DOT4). Gene Ontology annotation, biological process: RNA modification. The record is from RefSeq and is a predicted model, not a curated record. NCBI's taxonomy places the organism in Eukaryota, Viridiplantae, Streptophyta, Magnoliopsida, Malvales, Malvaceae. Gene Ontology annotation, molecular function: zinc ion binding; protein binding; RNA binding.
AGAACAAAAACUUUUGACACAAAAUAUCGAUCUCUCUUCAAUUACUAACUUCAAUGUAAAGUGUAAUUAGCAGAUCUCUCAAACACAGAACAGCAAAAAAAACUGAAACAAAGAGAUGGGAUUUAUGAGAGAAAUGAAAAGUUAAAAACCGUGGCAAAACUUAUUACCUGUGACAGAUAAAAGAGGCUUUCUCACCUUGAGUUGCUUGUCGAAAGGGAAAGAAGAAGCGAAAUGAGAAAUGGAUUGAAAGGAGAGAACAGCAGCAGCCAUAUUUUGCUUGCAAAGCCUCAAGAUUCGUAAUGCAAUUGGAUCCGCUAGCUAUAUCCAAGCUCAAACCAUUUUCUUUUUUCCUAAAAUUGCUAGUUUACACCAUUUUUGGGAGCGUGCAACCACGCGCCGAAUUCAAGGAAAUAAAAGAGUUGAAAAAAGCAGUUGUUUUAUAAACGGUCCCAGACUCUUCGUUAGUCGGCAAAGAAAAACGAAUCAACAAACUGUUAGCUUUUUUGGUUGAAACUUUCUUUCCCGCGUUUCAAAAACAGAGAUCCCCUGUUUAUCUAUGGCUAAAACGGCACCAAACUUGUGUUUCUCUCCUUUAAAUCAAAACCAAAAACGUAAAGAUAACUUUUUCAAUUCUCAAAAUGGUUACUUUAUCCAUAAACCUUCUUCAAAAUCCACUCUUUUGUCUCCAAUUUUCAGCUCUUGCACCCCUAUCCAAAUCUCAGUUCCACCAACAAAAGCCAUUGAUUGCCAAGUUAUGGAUUAUAAUGCCAAAAUCUUUCAGUUCUGUCAAUUGGGUAGUCUUCAAAAUGCCAUGGAAUUGCUUUGCAUGUAUCAAAAAUCUGAACUUGAAUCGAAAACGUACUGCUCAAUUUUACAGCUUUGUGCUGAUUUUAAAUCAUUGAAGGAUGGAAAAAAGGUUCAUGCAGUCAUUAAUUCUAAUGAUGUUGUAGUCGAUGAAGUCUUGGGCUCAAAGCUCGUAUCCUUUUAUGCAACUUGUGGGGAUUUAAAGGAAGGGAGGAGGGUUUUUGAUAGAAUGGCAAAAAAGAAGGUUUUUUUGUGGAAUUUUAUGGUGAGUGAGUAUGCGAAAAUUGGUGAUUUUAAAGAGAGUAUUUGUUUAUUCAAGAUGAUGGUGGAAAAGGGAAUUGAAGUGAACUCUUAUACUUUUACUUGUGUUUUGAAAUGUUCAGCAUCUCUAGGAUGUCUAAACGAAGGUGAAUGUAUUCAUGGGUAUUUGUUAAAAUUGGGUUUUGGUAGUUGUAAUAGUGUUGUGAACUCUCUUAUCGCUUUUUACUUCAAGGGCAAAAGAGUUGAAAGUGCCUUUGAACUGUUUGAUAAAUUGAAUGACCGAGAUGUUAUAUCAUGGAAUUCCAUGAUAAGUGGUUACGUAUCAAAUGGUUUUGCAGAGAAAGGGCUGGAGAUCUUUAAAGAGAUGCUGUAUUUAGGUGUUGAUGUGGAUUUGGCGACUGUUGUCAGUGUUCUUGUCGGUUGUGCAAAUUCCUGUACUCUUUCUUGGGGGAAGGCUGUUCAUGCUUUGGCAACAAAAUCUUGUUUUGAGAGGAAAAUCAACUUUAGUAAUACUUUACUGGAUAUGUAUUCAAAAUGUGGUGAUCUGGAUAGUGCCCUUAGAGUUUUUGAGAAGAUGGGUGAAAGAAGUGUUGUGUCAUGGACUUCCAUGAUAGCAGGUUAUACCCGGGAUGGUCAGUCUGAUGGAGCUAUCAGAUUGCUCCAACAAAUGGAGCGGGAAGGUAUUAAAUUAGAUGUAGUUGCUAUCACAAGCAUUCUUCAUGCAUGUGCUAAAAGUCGCUCAUUGGACAAUGGCAAGGAUGUACAUUAUUACGUAAAGGCAAAUAACAUGGAAUCAAAUUUAUUUGUAUGUAAUGCCCUCAUGGAUAUGUAUGCUAAAUGUGGAAGCAUGGAAGAUGCAAAUUCUGUUUUUUCUCAGAUGGCUGUGAAGGACAUUAUUUCUUGGAAUACCAUGAUUGGAGGUUACUCAAAGAAUUGUCUUCCUAAUGAAGCUCUUAAAAUUUUUGCUGCAAUGCUCAAAGAACUGAAACCUGACAGCAGAACUAUGGCAAGUAUUCUUCCUGCUUGUGCCAGCCUAGCUGCUCUGGAAAGAGGCAAAGAGAUUCACGGUCACAUACUGAGAAAUGGAUAUUCUUCAGAUCGACAGGUUGCGAAUGCACUUGUUGACCUGUAUGCCAAGUGUGGAGUUCUAGGUCUUGCACGUUUACUUUUUAAUAUGAUUUCUUCCAAAGAUCUAGUCUCAUGGACAGUGAUGAUUGCUGGAUAUGGCAUGAAUGGGUUUGGGAAUGAAGCUAUUACGACCUUCAAGAAGAUGAGAAAUGCGGGAAUCAAGCCUGAUGAAGUCUCAUUCGUUUCUAUUCUGUACGCUUGCAGCCAUGCUGGACUACUUGAGGAAGGUUGGAGAUUCUUCUACAUAAUGAGCAAUGAUUACAAAAUUGAGCCUAAAUUGGAACACUAUGCCUGUAUGGUAGAUCUUCUUUCUCGGACUGGUAAUCUUUCAAAGGCAUAUGAAUUCAUUCAAAGAAUGCCUAUUGCACCAGAUGCCACAAUUUGGGGAGCUCUUCUUUGUGGUUGCAGGAUCUACCAUGAUGUUAAAUUAGCUGAGAAAGUUGCAGAACGUGUUUUUGAGCUAGAGCCAGAAAAUACUGGAUACUAUGUACUUUUAGCUAAUAUCUAUGCAGAGGCAGAAAAGUGGGAGGAAGAUAAAAAAAUGAGAGAGAAGAUUGGCAGGAAGGGCUUAAGAAAGAACCCAGGCUGCAGUUGGAUAGAGAUAAAGGGCAAGGUCAAUUGCUUUGUUGCUGGAAAUAAUUCACACCCACAAUCCAAAAAGAUAGAAUCUCUAUUGAAGAAGUUAAGAAGGAAGAUGAAGGAACAAGGUUAUUUUCCUAAAACGAAGUAUGCGUUGAUUAAUGGGGAUGAAAUGCAAAAAGAAAUGGCUCUCUGUGGGCAUAGUGAGAAACUAGCCAUGGCUUUCGGAUUAUUAACCUUGCCACCUAGCAAAACAAUAAGAGUAACCAAGAAUCUCAGAAUAUGUGGUGAUUGUCAUGAAAUGGCCAAGUUCAUGUCCAAGGAAACUGGGAGAGAAAUUGUCCUGAGAGAUUCAAAUCGAUUUCACCAUUUUAAGGAUGGAUAUUGUUCUUGCAGAGGGUUCUGGUGACAAGGAGUUUAAUAACUCACAGAAAACCUUCUUUGCUUCACGCCACUGGGUUCUAACAAGACUGUCGAUUAACAUUGAAUUGGUACAUGAGAUUUUUAUUUGUAAUUGACAGCCUGUUGUAUCAUUUAAUUCACAAAAGGAUUAGAAUAUUCCAUUUCUUGGUAGAAACUAGGAAGUGUGGAAAUCCCGAAAAUGGCAUUUUAUUUUAUCAGGAAUAAGACAACCAGAGCUUUGACACUUGGGUUAAAACCUUAAAAAACAAUUCAAAAAUG